UAUGAGAUUUGUUCAUAUCUGCUUAAUUCUAGCUAUUGCAAAUGCAACAAAAUUCUUAGAUGAAACUACAGUUUUUGGAUAGGAAGCAGAAGUUUAAAUUACAUAUGAUCAGUCUACAUCACUAUUUACAGAAGAAUAAUUAGCUUAAAAUACAGAGCUUAGGAUGAAUAAAGAUGAACCCUUUGAUUACUAAUCAGAAUAGAUAUCACCAUUAUAAAGUGUUGAGCAAUAACAAAUUUUAUUAGCUUAUGAAAAGGAUCUCUUACCAUAAGGAGACUGUGUAAUUUUAUAUGCUGAAUGUCAAUUCAAAGGGACAUCAAAACAAGUAUGUAAAGGAGUAGAAGAAGUGAUGAGUUUCUCCCUUCCUGUGUUUUCAAUUUAUGUUCCUGAAUUGUAUUCUAAAAUAUGUAUUAAUAGAUAACAAUUUUCAACAAUUGAUGUUAAUAGCAAUACCUAAGUUACAUUUUUAACUAGUGAUAAAUGUUUAGAUCAACCUAUUGUAAUGGCUGAUUCUCAAUUAGAUUUUUUCAUUGCAAAAUCAAUGUCAAAUUGGAUAGGAGAAAGCGCUGGUAUUAUAUUAUAAAUCUAUUAAAGAAGUAACCUAAUUGAUUUAACAAGAACAGGUAGAAAAUUAAAACACUGCAGUUGAACAAUAAACAGAAUAAGAUGAUUAAUAAGUGUAAGAAUAAUAAGAUGUAAAUGUUGAAUAACAACCUGAUUAAACAUAAGCAGAAUAGUAAGUGGAUUAAUCAUAAACAGAAUAAUAAGUGGAUUAAUCAUAAACAGAAUAAUAAGCUGAUUAAACAUAAGCAGAAUAAUAAGUUGAUUAAACAUAAACAGAUUAAUCAGUUGAUGAAGCAUAAACAGAAUAAUAAGUUGAUUAAACAUAAACAGAAUAACAAGUUGAUUAAUAAUAAGAUUCUUCAGUUUAAGAAUAAUAAACAACAGAGAAUGAAUAACAAUCAGAAUAAUAAAAUGAAGACACUUAAUAAUCAACAGAAUAAAGUAAUCAAUCUGAAAAUUAAGAAACAUAAGAAAAUACAAAUAAUGAAUAAAAUUAGGAAAAUUAAACAUAAUAAACAGAAUAAUCUUAAGAAUAAGUAGAAUAAUAACCAGAAGUAGUUUCAGAAGAUGAGAAAUUAUAAGAAAAAGAAAUGGAAGAAGUUGUUGAAACUGUUACAGAAAUUGUAUAGUAAGUAGAAGAAAAAUAAGAAGUUGAAUUAGAGUCUGAAAAGGAAUAAUUAUAAUAAGAAGAGGAAGCUUAAUAAUAAUAAUAAACUUAAUAAUAAACUGAAUAAUCUGUUGAUGAUAUACCAUAAAAUUAAGAACAAGAAUAAUAAUAUUCCUAAACUGAAACAGCAGAACCACUUGUAGGAUAAUCAUAAUAUACAAAAUGA
This is a messenger RNA of Paramecium primaurelia, 1397 nucleotides long. Lineage: Eukaryota; Ciliophora; Oligohymenophorea; Peniculida; Parameciidae. The record is from the annotation of a GenBank genome assembly.